AUGUUGGCUGCUCCCGCCAGCCAAAUACGCUCGGCUUUUGUCAUGGAAAACUCUGCCUAUGUUCCCAACCCAUUGCCACCCCCAGCACUGGUAGUAUUUUCUCAGGCAGGUGGGCUGCCUGAGGCCCUUAGAAUGCAGAGACCCUUCAACCCACAGGCCACAGAAGCUAAAGAUUUACACACUCCAUUUUCUGCCGGGGGUUUUGGCCUUCGGCAUAUGGACAGUUAUCCCAGCCUACCUGCACAUUUAUUACACCAUCUUCAGUCUCCUUUCUUGCAUCCUGCCCUUGAUCCUAGAAUUCCAUUUGGUUCUGGUGCAUUUCGUCCUCUGGGUACCUCUUCUACAUCAGAAGUUAAAGGUUUCCCAUCUGCCUUUGCACCACCAUCUAAGUGUCUGAAGAUUGAAACAGGUGGUUCAAAUCUUCACGACACAUCUCCUACACCGACAAACCAUUUGUCAACCUUAUUUUCACCUGGGGUAGUAGAGGAACGGGCAUAUUUGAAUGGUCAAACUUCUCAACCUUCUCAACAUCAGCGUGCCGAUUCCAGUUCCCCUGCAAGUGUAUCAGUUUCACCUCCUCUUCUCCCGCCUGUUGUUAAGGAGGAAAGUUCAGACGCUCCAAUGUCAGAAGAUCGUGAAGGCACUGCAACACCUGGGUCAGAGGGAACAGAACGGUCAACGCCAGAGGAAGGCCGAGGAUUCAGACUGUUCUGCCCCCAAGCUGUUGAGAGACAGGGUGCUGCUGCUGCCUUGAGAAGAAAGAUAGUGUGUUCUUGGUCAGGAGCGCGGCAGCCUAGAGCCCCAGGGCUUGUGGCUGUAAACACUGGCUGCUUAGCUCAGCCAUCAUGCCAGGAGAAACGCUGCCAACACUGUUCAUGGCGAGAUGCAUGUGUCUUGAAGAGAUAUUAUUAG
Molecule: messenger RNA, 912 nt
Organism: Gryllus bimaculatus (two-spotted cricket)
Lineage: Eukaryota; Metazoa; Arthropoda; Insecta; Orthoptera; Gryllidae
Source: the annotation of a GenBank genome assembly